Molecule: messenger RNA, 390 nt
Organism: Striga asiatica
Lineage: Eukaryota; Viridiplantae; Streptophyta; Magnoliopsida; Lamiales; Orobanchaceae
Source: the annotation of a GenBank genome assembly
AUGGAAGGAGUAGGUGAUGUGCUGAGAAAGGCUUGGAAUCAGCAGCAAGAGGGGACUCCCAUGUUUAGAGUCCAUGAAAAGAUCAAAACCACCAAGCUGGAACUGUUGAAUUGGAAUAGGGGAAUUCCAAGGGGAAGGCCUCAUGGUAGGGGCAGUGUAGUAAGGGCAGCUGAGUUACUGAAUGAAGGGGGCAGAAGUUGGAAUAAGGAACUUCUAGAUGAUGUAUUUGAAGCCCCUGAGUUUAUUAAUCUUGUUCUUUCUCUAGGUCUCAUGGUGUUGUGGUGCUCAGGGGUGGGCUUAGCAUGCUUUAAACCAGAGAGUGAGGCUGGGGAAGCGCUGCGGGUUCACCAGGAUUGGGAGAAGUCGGGGGAGGUGCCGCAUCUCACUUAG